Molecule: messenger RNA, 3121 nt
Organism: Gadus chalcogrammus (walleye pollock)
Lineage: Eukaryota; Metazoa; Chordata; Actinopteri; Gadiformes; Gadidae
Gene: lrmp
Product: lymphoid-restricted membrane protein
Exons: 24
Coding region: 1-2409 (802 amino acids)
Cellular component (GO): endoplasmic reticulum membrane
Source: RefSeq, a predicted model, not a curated record
AUGCAAUCCGACGGCAUUGCGGUGCAGGGAGAGCUGGAGGCUCGCAGGGCCGACUGGGUCCUGGGUCUGGACCAGCUGGCCCAGUACGCGGACUCACUGGAGAAGGAGCUGAUCAAGAUGGCCAGCAACAUGCGGAGGUCCCGCACAGAGAUCCUGCACCUGUCGGUCAGGGUCCAGGAGCAAGAGAACCAGAAGAGACAGCUGGGGGAGGAGCUGGAGACCCUCAGGACCCCCCAGGACAGCAGAGAGGCCCCCUGCCAGGUAGAGACCCCCCAGGACAGCAGAGAGGCCCCCUGCCAGGCCAGGACGGAGCUGGAAUGGGACGCAGAGUUUGACCCCCGGGACCUCCUGAAGAAGGAGCUGGAUGAGAAGCAGGAAGUGGUUGCCGUGGAAACCCUCACCGCCGCGACCAGCCAGCCCAUAGAGGAGGUGGAAGAGGAAGUGGAGGAGGAAGCUGGGGAAGAGAGGUGGACGGUGGUCGAGGACCUGGGAGGAGGUGACGAGCCCAGAGACGCCUCCACCCCUCUGCCGGGCCCCUCAGAGGAGCCUUCACCCGGGCUGGAGACCCUUGUGUCCUCGGUCGUCGUGGAUCCAGAGUCGUCCCUCACUUCUCAACCUCUCCAGGAGGCGGGGCUGUGUGACACCCACACAGAGGGCGCCGGUGAGCAAGCAGGACAGGAAUCUAGUAGCUCUCAUUCUGAAGCCCUCCACCCUCACAACAACAGCCCAGAAUGUACCAUUCCUCUCGCUGGCUCAAACCAUGAUCACCAGCACGACCUGCCUGAAAUGGAUCAGGCCGUAGCACCUGGGAACACCCCUCCUGGGACAGGAGAGAUGGUACCUCCCAUAUACACUCAAUCUUCAUCACCGGGGCAAGAAACCAUUGUUGAAAAUGGCGGCCCCCAGCCCAGUGGGGAUCCCCGCAGAGGAGGAGAAGGGGACGAAGCAUCAAGCGACAUGAGUCUUGCCAAGAGCCCUACACGGGUUGGAGAGCGAGGCGAACUUGAGGACAGCUCCAGCCCCCUUCCUGUGGUGAUGGAGGAAGAAGAGGGUGCGUCGCAAACCGUUUCGGUCCCGAUGGCAGGGUCGGACUCUUCUCCCAAUGCUGUCCCCGGUCGGGAGGACCGCCUCUCUGAGUCCAGCCAUUCAACGGACCAGCUUCAGCGCUCGGGCAAGGCCACUGAGGACCUGAGUGAGGCCAGUGAGAAGGACGAGACGUCUGUGAUCUCCGACGGCAGUGAGGUGGUUAAGGAGGAGCGACAGAGCCAUUCUCAGACGGACAAGGAAAUCGAGGUGGAGUUCCAGCGGCUGUCGCUGGGCUUCAAGUGCGACCUGUUCACGUUGGAGAAACGCCUGAGGCUAGAGGAGAGAUCCCGGGACCUGGCGGAGGAGAACGUCCGCAAGGAGAUCUCCAGCUGCCAGGGUCUACUGCAGGCUCUGAUCCCGCUGUGCGACGACGACAGCCAGUCCAUAGAGAUCGUCCACCGGCUGCAGAAGAACCUGGAGAUCCUGAUCCAGUCCAUGACCCGCGUCUCCAGCCGCUCAGAGAUGCUGGGGGCCAUCCACCAGGAGCACCGCGUGGGCCGGGCGGUGGAGGUGAUGUUCCAGCACGUGGAGAACCUGAAGAGGAUGUACACCAAGGAGCACACGGAGCUGGUGGAGCUGCGGCAGACGCUCAUGCAGAACGAGCGCUCCUUCGGCUCGCAGACCGACAAAGCGGACUUCCGAGGAAAAUCACCGUCUUCGCAGUACUACAAGCCUUCUGCUCGGCGGGUCAGCAUCGCAGCUAUCCCCCGCUCCGGAGGGUCACCCGGCUUCGACUCGACCAAAACCCAGGACCUGUCAGAGAGUGAGGCGGAGCGGCUCACCAGGAGGUCUCCCUGGAACGUGCCGGGAAAGAGCGGCUUGCGGCCCCCGCUCAAACGGUUCAUUAGCUCCGGGGCCUGGGGGGACCCGGACGAACCGGGCCUGGCCCCGCUGAACGGGGCCAGCUGCUCAGAUUUUCAAUGGAAGGAGCCGCCUGACCCCCCAGAGGCCGAGAAGAGGAGGUCCAGCCUCACUGAACUGGGCCACAAGCUGACCUCCUUCAUUAUGCCCACCAAGACUCCCAGCUCGUCUCCUGGUCCCUCUGCGUCGGACGCCCUGGUGUCUCAGUCGCUGUCCCACUCCGUACUUUCCCACCCCAAGGGGGCGGGGGGCCCCUCAGGGGGGGUCCGAGGUGGGCGGGGCCUCUGGCUGUGGCUGGCCAUGGUGGUGGUGCUGGCAGGUCUCCUGGCGUUGCUGGCCUGCCUGGUGAUGCAGCCGGCGGUGGAUGCGGCGCCCGUGGGCACCGGCGACUCCUGGAUGACCAUCCAGCAGCUGCUGUGGCCCUACACCGGGCUCCGCCACAACGGACAGCCCCCCGUCUAGCCCCGGCCCAGGGGACUGGGGGCCCCUGGCUCAUCGACAUGACUGUCCUCAUGCCUGUGGGGGGUGUGGGGGGGGUCCAUCAUACAGACUGGCUGAUGCACAGCUGGGGCAUCCCUGGGGUAUUUACACAUCACGUUUGACCAGAGUAGAUUCACUUAGCGUGUGCGUUGGCGUGUUUGUGUUUGAAUGAAUAAUACGACAAGAUGAACACUUGAAGGAACGUUCACUGUUUUAUUCAUUCAUCCUGUGAGCUGGACGACUCGUUUUGUCUCCGACACGAUUUCAGAAGAUGUGAUCGGUGCAGAUCAAUAACACUUCAGAGGACGUUGGAGAACUCCCCCCUGUUCAAUAAGCACAAGGAAGGUCUGAAACACGGAAGGGGAUGGAAGAAUCGACCUUCUCCUUUUUACCAAGAUAUUAUUUCUCAAUGGGACCAGGAGCAAUCCUUUCAGAGUAAUAUAACACCGCUAAUAAUAACGUUUUAUUUGUGUUUUUUGAAAUAUAAUUACAAUCUAUUUAUAAAAAUGUUUGUUUCCAUGAACGGAUUGUUUUUGAUCAUGAGUGAGUGAAGCACCAAACAGAUUUUUGUUUUAAGUUGUUGCCGUGCUGUGCACCGUUUUAAAAGUCUUACGCUUUUUGUAUAUUCCAAAGAGGUUGUUUGAAACUUUUCACAAAUAAAGUCGCCAAUUGUAGAAAAAUCUGUGUGAGGUGC